UCAUGCCAAGAGUUCUUCUAUACCCUUCUUGCUAGGCCAACCCAAACCACCGCCCCUUCUCCUCCGGUGGCUCCACCAUCUACGACAUGGGCUCGGACGGCGAUCACGAUGACCUUUCACAGUGUUCCUUCCUUCAAAGUCAUGGACGACCCUCAUACAAUAUAAACAACAAGAUAAUGCUCACAGCAAUUAUUUCAUUAUCAGUUGUGGUCGUAGUUGUUACAAUACUGCACUUAUAUGCAAGAUGUGUCCUCCGACGCCAAGCCCGCCGCCGAGCCGCCAUUCGCUGGCAACUGGGCAUUACCGGAUCUGCUCGUGUGCACUCCGGUGAGCCACCCAAGACAGGGCUCGAUCCGAUUGUCAUCGACUCACUACCAAUUUUUGCUUUCAAUCAAACAAACGGUGAAGAUGAAGUGGAGGCAAUUGAAUGUUCUGUUUGUUUGAGCAUGUUAGAGGAUGGUGAAAUGGCUAGGCCUUUACCAAACUGCAACCACACUUUUCAUGCAGAGUGCAUUAAUAAGUGGCUGAGUUCUCACUCCACAUGUCCCGUUUGCCGAACAGAGGCACAGCCCCGGCUUUCUCCGGAGCCUCGAGAACCAGCAGCCGGGAUUCCUCCGCCAACGGCUCCACCGUUGGACCGAGUUAACUCAGCCAUGGAGGGGACAUCAGAAGGUGCAGCACAGUCCUUGGCUAAAGUUAGUGGAUCAAACUCACGGUUGAGUUCGUUUAGAAGAAUUCUUAGUAGAGAGAGAUCAUCAAGGCAAAUUCAAUCUUGUGAAGAUAUAGAAGACCUUGAGAGACAGUGACUAUAGAAUACAGAUAUAAUUAAGCAUUCCUUUAUUAUGAUGCUUCUGCUACUUACACUCAUGUGCUUGUAGAUUUUUCGUUCCCUUUUGUUACUAGAAACCAACACAUAGUACACAUAAUAAAUUUCUUUGCUCCGGUCAUCGGACGGUGAGAUUUUGUGUGUGUGUUCGAGGUUUGUUAGAAGAGUUGUUUAUGUUAUCUAUGAGUGAG
Ilex paraguariensis (yerba mate) is the source of this 1017-nucleotide messenger RNA. Lineage: Eukaryota; Viridiplantae; Streptophyta; Magnoliopsida; Aquifoliales; Aquifoliaceae. The record is from the annotation of a GenBank genome assembly.